Molecule: messenger RNA, 1157 nt
Organism: Liolophura sinensis
Lineage: Eukaryota; Metazoa; Mollusca; Polyplacophora; Chitonida; Chitonidae
Exons: 4
Coding region: 52-492 (146 amino acids)
Biological process (GO): regulation of synaptic transmission, cholinergic; sleep; positive regulation of voltage-gated potassium channel activity
Source: RefSeq, a predicted model, not a curated record
AUAGCUAGCUGGCGCCCUCUCUCAGGUGUAUUCCGAUUUUGAAAGGCCGCCAUGAUGGCGACGGAGGUUUUACCUCUCGCGACAUUCAUUUUAAUUUUAUACCAGUUUUCACCAGGGGAGGCAAUCCAGUGUUAUCAGUGUGACAGCAAUGAAGACCUUUCUUGUCCCUCCAACAUGCCGUUUGACAUCAAUGUCAACGCAGUUGUAGACUGUAACAGUUUUGAAGCUCAUGUUCCAGGGCAGUUUUGUGCUAAAAUCUACCAGGAGGGCCCAGGCUGGGGUUCAUGGAUUAAGUACACAAGAAGAUGUGCCUCUUGGUCUGAUACAGGUGUGGCCUGGGGCUGUCGUUGGAUGUGGGAUGACAAUGGGGUGUUCCGGGAGACCUGUUACUGUGACAGAGAUGGCUGUAAUAGUUCAGUCUGCUUGUCUCUCAGUAUCCACUUGCUAACAGUUACUGCCUGCGUGGUGACUGCCAUCCAGUGGUUCUUGUGAUCUAUUUGACAUACAUAGACUGUACAUAAUGUCAUGGCUUCCCAUUAUACAAUGUAGAUGAGCAUGUUUCCUAAAUUGGCAAGAGGUGGACAUUUACAGAUUAUUUUUUGUUGAUUAUAUAUGAAAUAUACUUUCCAUUUUAUAUAAGGUAACAGAAUUACUCACUAUUCCAUGUGUAUAUUUCAUUUUGUACAUGUAUUAGAUGUUUUUGGAAAUAUCAUUUUAAUAAUGGCUUUUCUGAGUUAAAAUUCAUAAUUUUCAUCUCUUUGACUAUAGGUGUAAUUUUUAGCAGAGAACUUUGGGAUGAUAAAAACCUUUAAUCUCCUAUAGUCUAACACACACCUUCACUGUGUGUCUUUAUUCUGCAUCAACAUGUCAAACAUGUUAUAGAUCUGUGCCCAUACCAGCCAAUAUGUCAACAUAUCCCUGUACAUAGACAUACAAAAACAAAAUCAUAACUUCUCCGUAUUUACAUUUUACAAUAUCAAUUUCAUAUCAAAUUGCGAUUUUAAAUGCUUAAAAGUGUAAAUUGUAUUGUUUAAAACUGUGUUCCUGGCGACUUGUCACAGGAACACCGCCAAUGUAUUAAGACAUAUCAUGUUCUACAGACACAAUGUCUGUAUGCAUAUCACUUCAAUAAAGGCCUUUUGUAUAGUUUUAUUAUA